UUCUCGCUGAGGCUCUCGGAGGCAACGCUGCCGCGGUGGAGACUAGUGCAGCCGGCCGCGGUUCAUAGGAUGGUAGAGCAGCAGACAGAGGAGGCGCUGCCGUCGGACCUCCACACCCAAACCCCCUCGGAGAGCAGUGACUGCAAAGCUCCGCCAAAGAGGCUCCACGUCUCCAACAUCCCCUUCAGGUUCAGGGACCCCGAUCUCAGGCAGAUGUUUGGCCAAUUUGGCAAAAUCUUAGAUGUGGAAAUCAUCUUUAACGAGCGCGGCUCCAAGGGCUUCGGCUUUGUGACCUUUGAACUCAUCGCCGAUGCAGACCGCGCCCGAGAGAAGCUGCACGCCACCGUGGUCGAGGGACGCAAAAUAGAGGUGAACAAUGCGACGGCGCGGGUCAUGACCAACAAGAAGACGGUCAGCCCCUAUGCAAACGGCUGGAAGCUGAACCCAGUGGUCUACAGUCCAGAGUUCUAUGCAGUCCCAGGCUUCCCCUACCCAGCAGCCACUGCGGCGGUGGCGGCGUUCAGAGGAGCCAACCUUCGGGGCCGGGGCCGGACCGUCUACAACGCCUUCAGGGCCGCCGCCCCCCCCCCUCACAUCCCCGCCUACGGAGGUGUUGUUUACCAGGAUGGAUUUUAUGGGACAGAUCUUUAUGGCGGGUACACGGCCUACAGAUACGCCCAGCCUACUGCUGCCACAGCUGCUGCUUACAGUGACAGCUACGGACGAGUGUACGCUGCCGACCCGUACAGCCACGCGCUCACACCCCCAGCCUCCUACAUGGGGGCCGCCAUGAAUGCUUUCGUCCCGCUGAGUGAUGCCAAGGGGCGGAGCCAAGGAGCGGGGGAGGAGCUGGGGCUGGUCCUCUCCUCUCUACAGGCCAGCCUCUACCGCGGCGGCUACGGCCGCUUCGCCCCCUACUAGCCGCGCAGGCCCCCGCCCUCCCGCUACUCCAUCUUCCACCAGAGCAGAGAGCG
Messenger RNA from Gadus chalcogrammus (walleye pollock), 974 nucleotides. RefSeq names its product RNA binding fox-1 homolog 1 (gene rbfox1). The transcript has 11 exons. NCBI's taxonomy places the organism in Eukaryota, Metazoa, Chordata, Actinopteri, Gadiformes, Gadidae. The record is from RefSeq and is a predicted model, not a curated record. Gene Ontology annotation, molecular function: mRNA binding. Gene Ontology annotation, biological process: regulation of alternative mRNA splicing, via spliceosome; nervous system development. Bases 70 to 921 code for a protein of 283 amino acids. Gene Ontology annotation, cellular component: nucleus; cytoplasm.